Messenger RNA from Carica papaya (papaya), 1698 nucleotides. RefSeq names its product pachytene checkpoint-like protein. Gene Ontology annotation, cellular component: chromosome; nucleus. Gene Ontology annotation, biological process: meiotic recombination checkpoint signaling; reciprocal meiotic recombination. NCBI's taxonomy places the organism in Eukaryota, Viridiplantae, Streptophyta, Magnoliopsida, Brassicales, Caricaceae. The record is from RefSeq and is a predicted model, not a curated record. Gene Ontology annotation, molecular function: ATP binding; ATP hydrolysis activity.
UGUUUACGUAACUAUGCUCUGUUGUAAGAAGAGCAAAUAUUAUUUCCCGCUCAACUUCAAAAAUUCCCCAAAUUCAUUUGAUUUUUGGUAAAAGAAUCCCUAAGUUCCCAAUUUCCCAAAAUCUCACUUCGAUCCUCCUCCAUCGCCAUCUUCUCUGGUUUCCAAACGUAAUUCCUAACUCCCCAAAUCCAACUCUCUUCAAAACCCAAACGUAAUGAUUACUCCCAUGGACAUCUCCAUUCGAAAUCCAAUCGACAGUGAGAUAUCAGAGAAAAACCGCGUCGCAGAACCCAGCCCAGCUCCUAUCCUCCCCCAAGACAAAAUCCUCGUCUCUGUUGAAGUCUGCUUAAAACCCUCCAGCACAGCUCGACAAGAAGAUGUCCGAGUAGCCGUUGAGCAAAUGCUUGAGAAGCGAAGCUUGAGCUAUGUAGAUGGGCCCGUUCCGGUGCCUGCUGAUGAUAUAUUUCUCGUGCAAAAUGUACAGAGGAUUCGAAUUUGUGAUACGGAUGAGUGGGUGAAGAAUCAUGACAUUCUCUUGUUUUGGCAAGUCAAACCUGUCGUCCAUGUCUUUCAGCUUAAUGAGGAAGGACCAUGUGAGGAAUUAGGUGGGGAUGGACAACUAUCUAGCUUUAAUGAGUGGAUUCUCCCAGCAAAGGAAUUUGAUGGCAUGUGGGAAAGUUUAAUAUAUGAAUCUGGACUCAAGCAGAGGUUGUUGCGGUAUGCUUCAAGUGCAUUGCUUUUUACAGAGAAAGGUGUUGAUCCAUUUCUAGUCUCAUGGAACCGCAUUAUCCUUUUACAUGGACCUCCAGGGACCGGGAAAACAUCUUUGUGUAAAGCAUUAGCUCAAAAAUUAUCAAUUCGAUUAAACUCCAGAUACCCUCAAUGCCAAUUGGUUGAAGUUAAUGCACACUCUUUAUUCAGUAAAUGGUUCUCUGAAAGUGGCAAGUUGGUUGCAAAGCUUUUCCAAAAGAUUCAAGAAAUGGUAGAGGAAGAAAACAAUCUGGUAUUUGUUUUGAUUGAUGAAGUUGAAAGCCUUGCUGCUGCUCGAAAGGCUGCUCUAUCUGGUUCUGAACCUUCAGAUUCAAUCCGGGUUGUGAAUGCACUGCUAACGCAGCUAGACAAAUUGAAAUCAUCACCAAAUGUGAUCAUCCUUACAACAUCAAAUAUAACAGCUGCAAUUGAUAUUGCAUUUGUUGAUCGAGCUGAUAUCAAAGCUUAUGUUGGUCCUCCAACUCUUCAAGCUCGUUAUGAAAUUUUAAGAUCUUGCUUGCAAGAACUAGUACGAACAGAAAUUAUAUCAAAUUUCCAGGACUCCAACACGCUUCUCAUUCCAAAUUUUGUUACUUUAAAAGAGAAACUGAAUACAUCUGAGAUUCAGGAAGAUCAGUCACAGCUUCAUUUUUUUAAACAAUUCCUGGAAGCAGCAGAGACAUGUGAGGGCUUGAGUGGAAGAUCACUAAGAAAACUACCAUUUUUGGCACAUGCGGCUCUCACCAAUCCUUACAGCUGUGAUCCUUGCAAAUUUUUGAGCACAAUGAUAGAUACAAUAAAAAGAGGGCAGUCUGAACUCUGUGAUUGAACAAGUUUUUACUCACUAACGCUCACUGUGUAAUGUGAAGAGGACAUACAUUUGUGUUAAGGCUAUUACACUUGUCUUGUAAAUGUGAUCUCCAUUUUGCAUUGAGAAAUUUGGUCAUA